CCGGUGACAGGCCCGCGUGCAGCCGCCUUCACGCCUUCACUUAUUCACUUAUAUCGCCCGCAGAACAACCCCCCAGAUGCGGCUGCAGCUCUCUCUCACCCUCCAUGAUAUGAGAUGACGGCCGGCUCCAGUGCGCGCGCUGGAGUCACUCCCCGCGAUGACGGAAGCGAUGGCCCCAACUCCCCCAACAAAGCUCCAGCGACUGGUGUGCAGGCUGCCGGUAUGCGUGCGAUUGCGGCGCGCAUGGUAGCUUUCUACUUCAGAGCACCGGUCAAGGCCUUCUUCAGAGGCCGCAUCGACUAUAUGGGAUAUGCGCGGGCAAUCAACCCUCACUUCCAAGAAGCAGCGCGAUGGACAUGGAGAAUGACGACGCCUGCGGUAUUGGUGCACGCGGUGAGGACUGAGGGAUGGAGCUUCAUUCCAAAUCAAGUCAUGCCGCCGCUUCUUGCGAACACUCUCAUUGGGGCCGUCUUGUACACAGCAUACUUGCAAAGCCUUUCGAAUCUUCACGUACCAUCCUCCUACCAGACUAAGCGCAUUUAUCCUCCGCCGCCGCCUUCUACAACAUUUACCGCCGGUCUGAUAGCAGGCGGCGUGCAGUCGCUCCUCGCAGCACCAUUCGACGCCCUUCAGGUUCGCUUCCGCACGUCGGAUAUCCUUGAGGGAAAAUACAAGACCAUGUGGCACUACGCGGGCCACAAGCUGCAUUCUAUUAGUCUCCGCGGCAUAUUCGCUGGCUGGACGCUCAGUCUACUCAAAGAUUCUGUCGGCGCCGCUUUCUUCUUCACUACCUUCGAGACGAUCAAGAGUCAGGGGUACUACGGAUAUGUCACGCAUUACUAUGGUAGUCGAACGCGCGAGGCAUUGCUGGAAUCCGCCGCACUCUAUCACGAUGAAAAUGACGGUCGUCCUGUCAUAAAGCCGCACUACACCCUAGAACCCACCUUCCUCCUGUUAGCUGGCAUAUCUGCAUCUAUAACAUCUCAGCUGAUCCAGCAUCCGCUCACUGAGCUGCAAGACGUCCACUAUCGCCGGCUGGAGGCCCUCGACUAUCAGGCGCAUAACGAGAGCAAGCCGUCAAGAAUUAUGAGCCGCUACUACCACGCGUACGAAGAAACUUUCCGUCAAUGCAAGAAGCUCGCUAAACGACACGGGGGGUGGAGAAGGUACCUCUACCGAGACUUUUUUAUGAGCACCCUCCGACAGAUGCCGAGCACGAGCGCGGGCCUCAUCGUGUUUGAGUUGGUCCGGCGCAAGUACGCGUUUGAGACCGAGGAGGUUAUAAUAAGUCAUGAAGGAGCACAUAUUCUACUGACAUGAAGAGGAGGAUGCUUGUAACACUACCUUUUAUGAUACCCAGCGCCUUAGAGCAUUAAAUGUAUGUACCACACGCCUACACACACCGAACGCUUGCAUAUAGAAUCCACAUUUCUCAU
Molecule: messenger RNA, 1436 nt
Organism: Trematosphaeria pertusa
Lineage: Eukaryota; Fungi; Ascomycota; Dothideomycetes; Pleosporales; Trematosphaeriaceae
Product: mitochondrial carrier
Exons: 2
Coding region: 115-1320 (401 amino acids)
Biological process (GO): mitochondrial L-ornithine transmembrane transport
Molecular function (GO): L-ornithine transmembrane transporter activity
Source: RefSeq, a predicted model, not a curated record